AUGGAACCAAGGAACUAUACAUGGCUUGUGGAAUUCCUUCUCCUAGGAUUCUCAGAGGACCCAGCACUGCAGCUUAUUAUAUUUGGGCUGUUCCUCUGCAUGUAUGUGAUUUGUGUCAUUGGGAACCUGCUCAUCAUCCUGGCCAUCUUGUCAGCCACCCACCUGCACACACCCAUGUACUUCUUCCUCUCCAACCUGUCCUUCUCUGACAUCUGCUUCACCACCACCACCAUCCCCAAGAUGCUGGUGAACAUCCAGGUUCAGAGCAGAUCCAUCAGCUAUGCAGGCUGCAUCACACAGAUGUUCUUCUUUAUGGUAUUUGGAGGUCUGGAUAAUUUCCUUCUGACAGUGAUGGCCUAUGACCGAUUUGUGGCCAUUUGUCACCCCCUGCACUACACGGUCAUCAUGAAUCCCCGGCUCUGUGUGCAGCUCGUUUUAUUGUGCUUGACCAUCAGUGUUUUGCAUGCCUUGUUACACAGCCUGUUGGUGCUGAGGCUGAGCUUCAGCACAUACGUGGAAAUCCCUCACUUUUUUUGUGAGUUGAAUCAGGUGAUCCACAGAGGCAAUUCUGACACCUUUCUCAAUGAUCUCAUGAUAGAUUUUGCAGCAGUCCUGCUGUUCUGCGGUCCCCUGGCUGGGAUCCUGUACUCUUACUCCAAGAUCAUCUCCUCCAUCCGAGCCAUCUCGUCAGCUCAGGGCAAGUAUAAAGCCUUUUCCACCUGUGCCUCUCAUCUCUUGACUAUCUCCCUAUUUUAUGGCACAAUCAUAGGUGUGUACCUCAGUGCCAGUGCUGCCCCAAGUUCAGCCUCAACUGCAGCAGCCUCAGUGAUGUACACCGUGGUGACCCCCAUGCUGAACCCCUUCAUCUACAGUCUGAGGAAUAAUGAUAUCCAGAGGGCUGUGAAAAUACCUUUAAGGCAUAUUGUCCAAGGGCGUUGUGCAAGUCAUUCCCACAAAUCAGGUCUAUAA
Molecule: messenger RNA, 969 nt
Organism: Ochotona curzoniae (black-lipped pika)
Lineage: Eukaryota; Metazoa; Chordata; Mammalia; Lagomorpha; Ochotonidae
Product: olfactory receptor 7A17-like
Exons: 1
Coding region: 1-969 (322 amino acids)
Biological process (GO): G protein-coupled receptor signaling pathway
Cellular component (GO): membrane
Molecular function (GO): G protein-coupled receptor activity; olfactory receptor activity
Source: RefSeq, a predicted model, not a curated record